Messenger RNA from Octopus sinensis (East Asian common octopus), 798 nucleotides. RefSeq names its product ras-related protein R-Ras2. The transcript has 6 exons. Bases 143 to 739 code for a protein of 198 amino acids. Gene Ontology annotation, molecular function: GTP binding; GDP binding; GTPase activity. Gene Ontology annotation, cellular component: plasma membrane. Lineage: Eukaryota; Metazoa; Mollusca; Cephalopoda; Octopoda; Octopodidae. The record is from RefSeq and is a predicted model, not a curated record. Gene Ontology annotation, biological process: signal transduction.
UGCUGCUGCCGUUCACUGACGCGCACACACACAUAUACAUACACACACACACACGCAAACAUAAACACGCGUACACACAUAUACAGAGAGACCCCAAACCAGCACUGGCCAGGGCGGCGGAGGUGCUCGAUUUCCACCAGAAAUGUCUCGCUGUGCUGACACAAACAGCUCCAGUAAUACCUAUAAGUUGGUAGUCGUUGGUGGAGGUGGCGUUGGGAAAAGUGCCUUGACAAUUCAAUUUAUCCAGUCCUACUUUGUCACAGACUAUGAUCCCACUAUUGAAGAUUCCUAUACAAAGCAAUGUCAAAUAGAUAGUAUAGUAGCACGCUUAGACAUUCUUGAUACUGCUGGUCAGGAAGAAUUUAGUGCUAUGCGAGAGCAGUACAUGCGAACUGGUGAAGGUUUUCUGCUUGUGUUCUCUGUAACAGAUAGAAGUAGUUUUGAGGAAAUAUAUAAAUUUCAAAAACAGAUCUUAAGAGUAAAAGAUCGAGAUGAAUUCCCCAUGAUUUUAGUUGCAAAUAAGGCAGAUUUAGAAGAUAACCGAUCGGUUAGUAAAGAUGAAGGCUUGGAACUCGCCAGGCAGCUGAAAGUUAGCUAUACAGAAGCAAGUGCCAAAAACAGAAUGAAUGUUGACCAAGCAUUCUAUGAUUUGGUCAGAAUUAUCAGAAAAUUCCAAGACGAAGAACGUCCACAAGUGAAACCUGAGAAAAAACUGAAACGAGCCUGCUGUAUACUGUAGCAUAUUAUCCAGUGUCUCUGCUUCUUCAGAUAACAAGAUAUUAAUAACAACAACAACAA